AUGGAGAUGCUCCAGAUGUCAUUAUGGGGAAGACAGCGAGGUAGUCGCAAUAGAGAGCGCAAGAACUACUUAUCGAAUGUGAUUUUUGCAUUAAGGGCCAAAAAGUUAGCUCGUAAAGGAUGUGAGGCGUAUCUUGCUUACAUCAGUGUUUCAGAUUUUAGAGAUUCUUCGAUUAAGGAUAUCAAGAUGGUUAAAGAGUUUCUAGACUUUUUUCCUGAAGAGCUACCUAGGUUACCUCCGAAUCGUGAAGUAGAGUUUGGGAUUGAGCUCCUUCCUGGUACAACUCUGUUACGAGAAGUAACGUUUUUGGGACAUGUGGUUUCUGUUGAGGGGAUUAGAGUCGAUCCUCGAAAGAUUGAGGUUGUCUUGGAUUGGAAGCAACUUAAGACUGUAUCUGAGAUCCGUAGUUUUCUGAAACUGACUGACGUGCAGCAAGAGAGCUUUGAGAAGCUUAAGACUAUAUUGACGGAAGCCCUCGUUCUAAUACAGCCAGAGUCUAGAAAGGAGUUUACUGUGUACAGCGAUGCGUCAUAUGUUGGUUUAGGAUGUGUGCUGAUGCAAGAGGGUAAAGUGGUAACGUAUGCGUCUCGUCAGCUUAAGACUCAUGAGGUUGAGCGUAGGAAUACUGAGGAUUUUGGAUUGAAUAGUGAAGAGGUGCUCUGUUUCCGUAGGAGAAUCUGUGUACCAAAAGAUACUGAAUCGAGGCAAUCUAUUCUGAGAGAGGCGCAUAGUAGCCCUUAUGCUAUGCAUCCGAGCGUAAAUAUGAUGUACUGUGACCUUCGUGAGUUAUACUGGUGGCCAGAUCUUAAGCGAGAGGUUACCAAAUUUGUGGCUAAUCAAGAUUCCACUUUGGAAGUGGUAGAGAGUGACUAUGGACUUCUUCGUACUGACUACUCUCCACAGAAGCUGGCUAAAUUGUAUAUGUUUGAGAUAGUGAGACUGCAUGGGGUACCGAUUUCAAUUAUAUCUGAUAAAGAUCCUCGCUUCACGUCUCGGUUCUGGAAGAAGUUGCAUGAAGCUUUGGGCAGUUGGGAGGAUUACUUGCCGCUAGCAGAGUUUGCUUAUAACAACAGCUAUCAGACUAGCAUUCAGAUUGCACCUUACGAGGCUUUAUAUAGUCGUAGGUGUCGUACACCUUCAUGUUGGACUGAGUUGGGCGAGCGGCGUAUUCUGGGCCCUGAACUAGUUUUUGAUAUCGAGGAUAAACUUCACGACGUGUUCCACGUCUCUAUGUUGAGGUGCUACCGCUCUGAUCCUACGCAUAUUGUUUCUGUUGAGGAGAUCGAGGUUAGGCCAGAUUUGACCUUUGAAAAGGAGUCGGUUCAGAUAUUGGAGCGAGAUGUAAAGGUUCUAAGAAGAAAAUCCAACCCACUGGUUAAGGUUCUUUGGCGUAAUCAUAGCUCUGAGGAGGCCACGUGGGAGCUUGAGGAUGCGAUGCGAUGCGACAGAAGUAUCCUCAUCUGUUUUGAUCAGGAUGGGUCUGCUGGUCUAGUUGUUAAGUGGAGUGCUAAUGUUGCAAGAGGUCUGGAGUUUGAGUCCUUGCAUGGGCAAAAGGGAUAA
Gossypium raimondii (Peruvian cotton) is the source of this 1560-nucleotide messenger RNA. RefSeq lists its product as uncharacterized. Gene Ontology annotation, molecular function: nucleic acid binding. The record is from RefSeq and is a predicted model, not a curated record. The transcript has 10 exons. Bases 1 to 1560 code for a protein of 519 amino acids. Lineage: Eukaryota; Viridiplantae; Streptophyta; Magnoliopsida; Malvales; Malvaceae.